Anolis sagrei ordinatus is the source of this 6028-nucleotide messenger RNA. Its product is annotated as carboxyl-terminal PDZ ligand of neuronal nitric oxide synthase protein-like. The record is from RefSeq and is a predicted model, not a curated record. Gene Ontology annotation, molecular function: nitric-oxide synthase binding. NCBI's taxonomy places the organism in Eukaryota, Metazoa, Chordata, Lepidosauria, Squamata, Anolidae.
UCCUCCUCCUCCUCCUCCCUCUGCUUCUUCUGCUGCUCGGGCUGCCCUUCGCGCUGGCUGUCCUGCUGGGUUCCCGGAGGCGCCAUGCCGGUGGGCGCCUCUCCCUCGGUCCGAUCCCGCUACAGCCUGGUGGAGGACCGCCACGACCCGCGCCUCCCGCCGCACAACGACGACGCCUUCCAGCACGGCAUCGCCUUCGAGGCCAAGUAUAUUGGCAGCCUGGAUGUACCCAGACCAAACAACAGGGUGGAGAUUGUGAGUGCUAUGAGACGCAUCCGGUAUGAAUUUAAAGCAAAAAGUAUAAAGAAAAAGAAGGUUAAUCUGAUGGUGUCUGUUGAUGGCGUAAAGGUGGUGCUGAAAAAAAAGAAGAAAAAGAAGAAAGAGUGGGACCGGGAUGAGAGCAAACUACUGAUUAUGCACGACCCAAUCUACAGGAUAUUUUAUGUGUCCCACGAUUCCCAGGACCUGAAGAUCUUCAGCUACAUUGCCAGGGAUGGUUCCACCAAUGUCUUCCACUGCAAUGUCUUCAAGUCCAAGAAAAAGAGCCAGGCCAUGCGCAUCGUCCGAACUGUGGGGCAAGCAUUUGAGGUCUGCCACAAACUGAGUCUGCAGCACACUGAGCAGAAUGCGGAUGGACAAGAGGAUGACCAAAGUGAGAAAUGUAGCGAAGACAUGGAGGCACCAGUUCUUGCCCUAACUGAAGGUGAGCCUGUCAGCCCAGUGGACGAAACAGACAUUGAUUCUAUGGACAUUGGACUUCCUGGGAACAACCACUUGGAGUUCAACAGGGGAGUGACAGAUCUUGACGCCGUCGGUCGAGAGGCCCCUGAGCUGCUUUUUUCCAAGAGUUUGCUUCACAAAGAGAAUAUCCUAACUGCUUCUCCCAAGAUGCUGCUUCCAUCUUCUGUCCAGUUGCCUGAGCCAGGAGUCCCUCUGUCUGCUCACCAUCAGAUGCAGUUUCUGCAGCAGCUCUUGCAGCAGCAACAACAACAAACUCAAGUUGCUGUAGCCCAGGUGCGUUUACUGAAGGAUCAGCUGGCAUCAGAGUCAGCCGCCCGCCUUGAGGCCCAAGCCAGAGUACAUCAGCUUCUGCUGCAGAAUAAGGACCUCCUUCAACAUAUCUCCAUCUUGGUGAAGCAGGUGCAAGAACUGGAAGCAAACCUGUUGAAAACUAGUACCAUAGGUUCUCAAAAGAGUUUGGUGGAAAUCAGCUAUCGUCCAGUCACCCUGCCUGUUCUGUGCGACCCAACCACCCCAGCGCCUGAGGACACCUACCUGCUCCAGUUUGACCCCAGUUUUUCCACCAUUACCAGCUCUCUGGGCAGCCCCUUAGUCGACCAAAGCAUGUUUGAGAAUGCCAACACGAGCCCUGUGCUAAAGCCGCCAGUCAUUAAACCUGCAUCCCUACAUUCCCAGUCUUUCCCAGGAAGCCAGCCCCUCAAGAAUUUUGGAAAGACUGUGGGUGCAAAAGUCAAUGACUUCCUGCACAGGAAAGAACCUGCCAACCAUACCAACAUGGGGGUAACAGAGGUCAACGAGAGUGCAGGGGCAGCACUCUCCUGUGCGCAUGAUAUGCUACAGGAAGGCCAAGGCAAUUCAGAGGGGCAGACACUAAAUGACUCCAUUCCCCGGCUGAACUCACCUCCACCGAUUACCAAAAAGCGCAUCCCAAGAGUGCUGAAGACCACUCAAGAUAUGCUGAUUGCUUCUCAACCGUUGGUAGGUAGCAUGGAAGACUCCUUUUCUGAAGAAAAUCAGGAAUCUUCAUACCAACCUAACAGGACAAAGGGGGACCGGAGAGAAACUAGUUCAUUGACACUAGAGGAUAUUAGUACUGGUCCUUGUAAGGCAUUUGGUGUGCUUGAUCUCACUCAGAAGGAAAAUCUGGAGCCCAAAGUGAGCACCGCUUACAAAAUGUCCUCUUCUGCUUUCCAAAAUGAUGUGGACUCAACUCAUGGACUCAACUCAAGUGAUGACAAGAACAUUUCUGAAUGCCAGUUGCAAAUGGGCAUGAAGUCCUCAAAGCCAGAGUCUUCUGCUCUAGAAAGUGAAGAUGACAGGCUAGAUUUGAUGUCUUUUGAGUAGAAUUGCCUUUUUUCAUUCGCUACUGUAAGUGUGCUUUAGUUGUAUAGUUCUAUAGGUCUGUUACUGUAUUUGUUCUUUUACAAGAUAUACUGAGCCAGAUAACAGAACGGAAACCAUAUUCUCUGAAGGUAACAUGCUGUUCUGCAAACAUAGGGUAGGAAGCAUCUUGGGAGAAAAUCAAGCACUUUUUCUAGCAGCUGGACAUCCUUACGUGCAUCAGGGAAGGCCAGUUGAUGUGGGAUGGCCUGCUUUUGUAAGUAUGGCAUCAGGCCGUGGAUACAGACUGUAUGGGAAUCAGUCUCAGCAAAGAUACGGUUCACAAUUGUGCAUGUUUGCCAACAUACACAUGCACAGUAUCUAUCCCGUGUGAACAGCAGGCACAUGCUCCUAUGUUUUUGGAACAUUUCACAUCAGCCCUUCCAUUCUCAGUUCUGAUCACAACACUUUGUUUAAUGAUUGACGACCCAGAGUGCCCUCACCCUCAAAGAGUGAGACCCCAAUUAUGAGAUCAGUAAUCUGUUCCCUUCAGUGUUGCCUUGACUAACGAUAAUUCUGUUUUGCUGCAACUUUGUGGAAGAUCCGACAUGAUAGCACUUUAAUUCCUCUUUAUGAACAAAUGUCUUGGUUUGAGAAGCAAAAGGCCACCCCUGCUUACCCUCCCAAAGGCACUUGUGAAACCAUAUUUGGCCUAUUGUUCAUUUGUACCUGGAGAUACAGAACCUGUCUUCCAUAUCCAAAGACCAGCUUCCAGAUAAUCCUCCAUGCAGAACUUACUCUCAUUAAGUAUAGCAAUAAAUACUAAAAUGAAGCGAAAUCUAGACUGAGUAGCGUCCUGCUCCAAUGCGAUGCUAAUGGCUUCCAGGAAAUGGAGUCUUUCUAGCACUUGCUCCCUUACCAAUCCAACUUAUAACUUUUCUAGACGUUGUUGGUAUUGGUCUUAAAAACUUUCAUUUGCUAACCAGACUCAGCACUAGAUAUUUUGAUCCUAGAGCACUUCAUGUGAGCAGGGCAUGUUGCCAUUAACCUGUUCCCUGUAAUCUCUUCACUGAUUGGGUACGUGGUGGCUGAUAUUUUCUCACAUUUCUUCUAAAGCAAGACUGGAAGAUAUUCAAAAUACCUUUCUCUUUGACUUGUGCAUGAGCACAUUUAGGAUGAUUGCAUACAUAUUAAAUAAUAAUGUCUGGAAAUGCCAGUUUUAUAGGAGCACCUCCUUGCAUAGGAGCACUUCAAUUUUUAGUACGCUCCAGCAAUACAGUCAUGGCAGGUGCUCCAGUUAUUUCCAAAUAGUGACCUCAGCUGAGAAUCUGCUUAAAAACACAUUUCUUCUAAAGGAAAUUUUAGUUAUUUUAUAUUCAGAAAUACUGGGAAAAAUAGAAAGAACCUAAACAAUACAAAGAAAAGAGAUCUUCAUAAUAUACAACACUAAAACUACUACAUCUAAUUCAACUACAUCUAAAACAAUCACCUGAACUACUAAAACUAUUCCACAAACUGCACACUCAUUGUUGAUUUUUACUCGUUAUCUGACUCCCUUUAGCUAAUACUGUUUUUCUAGAUGUCUAUUUUUUAAAUUCAUAAAUAUGUAUUAAAUACAGAGAUUUUAAACGGAUGGAGCGUGUUUGAGUCCAGACCUCAGUAGUUUGCAAAUUGAUUUCCAGAUAACUCUGGAUUUUGUGGAAGCAUUCUGACUGUUCUUUAGUAAGGAGAGGUAGGCUGAGUUCCACUCAAGCUUCCCUGAAAGGCUACUUGGUCGCCACUGCCACUGAUACUUCUCUGCAUUGUAUAGCUACUGAAGGAAAUGUUGGGUCACACUUUUAGUUCAUUGGGGUGGGAACUGAAUAUUAGCAGCAUCCCUAUAUGAACUGAUGGUGUGAUACGUGAUUCUGGACAGUUUGUAAGGAGUAGGAGCACAAUGGCUGCUUUGGGAAGUGAGGAAAGUGUGGAGGAUGAGAAUUUGAAAACCACCCUGGCAUUCCACUGCAUUCUAGUAUUGUGAAAGCCUAAAUAAAAUUGCACAUUAUUGAUCAGCAAUUGAAAUAAACUAUAAUUUAAUUCCAGAUAUUCAUAUCAAAUAAUUGAAGUAUAUUUCUCAGCAAAAAAUUGUAAAAAGUAAUUGAGAAUUAAUUAUUGGAAGUAAAUCUAUUUAGCUGUACUCUUAGUAGCUUUAUAUUAAGCACAAAUUCAGUAGAAGAUUAACCUUUUCCGAUGAUUAUUGCUUCUAUCCUAGGGACAUGCUGGCCAUUCAUAUUACCACCAUUCCAUUUUAAGAUGCAUUAGGGCAGGGGUCCUCAAACUAAGGCUCGGGGGCCAAAUACGACCUUCCAAGGUCAUUUACCCGUCCCUCACUCAGGGUCAAACUAAGUCUGAAAUGACUUGAAAGCACACAACAACAACAUCAACAAUCCUAUCUCAUUAGCCAAAAGCAGGUCCACACUUCUAAUUGAAAUACUAAUAAUUUUAUAUUUGUUAAAAUUAUUCUUCAUUUUAAUUAUUGUAUUUUUUAAAGUGUUUUUGCACUACAAAUAAGAUAUGUGCAGUGUGCAUAGGAAUUCACUCAUGUUUUUUUCAAAUUAUAAUCCGGCCCUCCCAACAGUCUGAGGGACUGUGACCUGGCCCUGUUUAAAAAGUUUGAGGACUCCUGCAUUAGCGCAAUGGUGUCAAACUUAUUGCCCUCCAGGUGUUCAGCUUGGACUUCAGCUCUCAGAAUUCCUGGCCAUUGGAUAAGCUGGUAAGGGCUUCUGAGAGUUGGAGGCCCAAAUAUCUGGAGGGUCACAAGUUAGACAUCUCUACAUUAGAGCCUAUCUCAAGAAGGAAAAUGAGAGCUCAUUCUUCAGUGUAUUUAAACUUAAGGAAUCUCACUGGAAUCAACCCCUUAUGUAAGAACACAAUACAGGACUGGGCUAGUCAUCCAGCUCCUCCAUGCAGGACUGUAAUUCUUAAUACAAUGUCUACUUUGGUUGAAGUAUACAUUUUGGUUCUUGAGCAAUUAGAGACAGUUAUAGAGUCAGGUUUUUCAUUUCAUUAGUAUGACACUUUUCUUCCAAUUGACACCUUAGGCUGUUCCCAAUCAAUGUAAAAAUCUUUAACAAUAGUGUUACAAUUAAUAUCCCCAUAUCGAACAGUAUAAAAGCAUUUAAAAGACAUACAAAUGUGUGUGAAUGCAUGUGUAUGUAUAUAUACACAAUCCAAUAAACUUCCCUCCUUACACAUUAAAAGCCUGCUUACGCAAGUAAGCUAUUUGCCUGUUUGCAAAGGAAAGCAGGGUGGGAGCCGGGCAUUUGGAUGGAUGGGAGAAGCCACAGAGAAAGUUCUUUCUCAUGUCUUCUCCAAGCAAGCCUGUAAUGGUGAUGGGAAUAAGUGAAAGGCUUCUCCUGUGGAUCAUAAAACUGACAGGGGAAAUGUGGACUUUCCGAUAACCUGGAUCUUGGUGCGAAGGGCCAGUAGUUUGACUUGUAUCCGGAAAUGAAUGGAUAGCCCGUGAAACUGUUUCAGCAAGGCAAUGGCCAGAUGUGUCAUACAUAACAAUAUCAAAGGCCCAAAGAAUUGCAGGAUUUAAACAUUGGGUCUCGACAGACAUAUAUUGUAUGCAUCCCUUGUGUUUACUAUAUUCAUUGAAAUUAAGGCCUUCAGUGGCUACUAGUCACGAUAACUCUCUAUUCCCUGUAGUACUUCUGGCAGUCUCACUGGCGAUAUCAGUUACCGGAGAGCACAAGACAAGAAGAUGCUAUAUUUUCUAUGGGUUUUACAUAAGGACAAACAGCUGACUAUUUUGAGAACAGACUAGAUUUUGGUAUUAUUCAGAAUGCUUCCUCUUACCUUUUUUUACAGUCUGUUCUACAAAAAAUUAAGACAAGUUCCAUACCAUUUUUUAAAUUUAGAAAUUGCAACAAAACUAGUGCCUCAAAUAUUUCCUUCAAAAUAAAUAAACGAACAUGCAAACAAA